CACACACACUCCCAUAUCUCCUGUGUGGUUUUUUAGGGUGGCACAGUCGUGUGCGUGUGUGUGAGUGUGUGUUUGUUCCCUUGCAGUACAGAGGACUGAUAACUCCCCAGGAUGCAUCAGCUGCUAGUGGUGACCUUAGUGCUGGUGGCACUCUGCUCCUUAGGGAGUGUGGAUUCUUCAGCUUAUGACAAGAUAGUCACCCACAGUCGCAUACGGGCCAGGAAUGAAGGACCCAAUGUGUGCGCUCUGCAGCAGGUCCUGGGGACCAAGAAGAAGUACUUCAGCACAUGUAGGAACUGGUACAAAGGCUCCAUCUGCGGCAAGAAGGCUGUGGUCAUAUAUGAGUGCUGUCCGGGGUACAUGAAGUUGGAGGGCAUGAGAGGAUGCCCUGCAGUGGCUCCCAUUGACCAUGUGUACGGCACACUGGGGCUUGUAAAGGCUACGACCACACAGCAGUACGCCGACAUAUCCAAACUGAGGGAGGAAAUUGAAGGCAAAGGCUCCUUCACCAUGUUUGCACCUAGCAAUGACGCUUGGGAUCAACUUGACACUACUGCACGGUCUGCACUGGAGAGCAACGUGAACAUCGAGCUGUACAACGCCCUUCACUUCCACAUGGUGAACCGCCGCAUUCUGACCAAAGACAUGAAGAACGGCAUGACUGAAACUUCCAUGUACAAUGACCUGGGACUCUACAUCAACCACUACCCAAAUGGGAUUGUGACAGUGAACUGUGCCAGGAUCAUCCACGGUAACCAGGUGGCCACAAACGGUGUGGUGCAUGUGAUCGAUCGGGUCAUCAGUGCAGUGGGCAACACUAUCAAGAAUGUCCUGGAUGUCAGCGAUGAACUCUCCUCCUUCAGCGCUGCAGCGUUGGCCUCUGGUAUGAUGGACAAGCUGGACCAGCCUGGCCACUAUACCCUGUUUGCUCCCACUAAUGAAGCCUUUGACAAACUGAACGCAGGCUACCUGGAGCGUAUCAUGGGCAACAAGGCUGUUAUUGCAGCCCUGGUGAACUACCACCUGUUGAACAGUGUCCAGUGUUCAGAGGCAAUCAUGGCGGGAUCAGUGUAUGAGACCGAAGAGGGCAGCACCAUUGAGAUCGGCUGUGACGGUGACAGUCUGACAGUCAACGGCAUCAAGAUGGUGCUGAAGAAGGACAUUGUCACCACCAAUGGCGUCAUCCACCUCAUCGACCAGGUGCUCAUCCCUGACUCAGCCAAGGAGGUGAUGGAGCUGAUGGGAGAAUCUCAGAGUACCUUCACUGACAUGGUGUCUGAACUGGGCUUGGCUGCUGCCAUGGGUCCACAGACAGAGUACACACUUCUUGCUCCUCUCAACUCUGCCUUCACAAAUGAGGUGAUGUCCACAGACCAGAGCCUGCUGAGACUCAUUUUAGAAAACCACAUCUUGAAGCUGAAAGUCACACUGAGUGAGCUCUACAACGGACAGCUGCUGGAAACACUGGCUGGCAAACUGCUCCGAGUCUUCAUUUACCGCACUGCCGUGUGCAUAGAAAAUUCAUGUAUGGUGCGCGGCAGUAAGGAGGGAAGCAAUGGAGCCUUCCAUCCCAUCAUGUCCCUCAUCAAACCGGCUGAGAAAACUAUCUACGAGCUCCUGAUUGCUGACGGACGGUUCAAGAUUUUCCUGUCACUGAUGGAGACUGCAGGUCUGACUGAUCUGCUGAGGCAGGAAGGCUCCUACACUAUCUUUGCACCAACCGAUGAAGCCUUUGAUGGCCUCAGUAAAGAGGACUUUGCUCUGCUCAAAAGUGAUCUGAACACUCUGAGAACCAUUCUGCUGUACCAUUUCAGUAAUGGUAUCUUCAUCAAUGGAGGACUGGAGGGAGGAGUCACCAAUCUGCUCAAAACCCUCCAGGGCAACAACUUGCAAGUUAUGUUUGUCAACAACUCCAUUCAUGUCAACUCUGUGAAUGUUCCAGACAGUGACCUGAUGGCAACAAACGGAGUGAUCCAUGUGGUGAAGAAUGUUCUCUAUCCUGGGGACCUUCCUGUGGGCCGCCAGGACCUCCUGGUCCUCCUGAAGAAGCUGAUUAAGUACAUCCAGAUCAAGUUUGUUUCUGGAUUUUCUUAUACUGAGAUCCCUCUCACCUUCAUCAAGAGGACCAUCACAACUACUCAUGUCAUUGAAGCAGAACCAUCUGUCACAAAGGUUACCAGGCCAAUAAUCACUAAGGAAACAAGAGUCAAAAUGGAACCAGUGGUCACCGAGGUGGUCAUCAAGGGGGAGCCGAAGAUCACCAAGGUAACCAGGGUCAUCGGGGUGGGAGAGUCCUCAGUGACAAAAGAAAUCGACUCAUCGGUCAUCGAGGCAGGAGACCCCUCUGUCACAAGAUUAACCAGAGUCAUUCAGGGGCAGCCUACCAUUACCAAGGUUACAAGAGUCAUUGGGGGUGGAGAUGAAGAUGGAAAGAGAAUUACAGGUGGAGCCAGACACACCACGGCGAACGAGCCUCAUAUCAUUGAGGGCCCAGACUUCUCUAGAAUCACCACCAUCCAUGGCAACCCAAAUCUGAUCGAUGAGGAAUCAGAGAGAAUUACCAGAAUCAUUAAAGAGGGAGGUAGAAACGCAGCUGCCAGGAGAGCUCCAAUUGGAGUGAGGAGAUCAAGACUGGUCAGGCGUCACCACAAGCCAAGGCAGUGAAGAAACACCUUCUGGCUCACCGCAGAGACUGAAUGCAUCUCCAUUGCUCCUGGUUGAGCGCUGGAGGAUUGAAAAAACUGUGGACCAACAGGGAGAGAUCAGAUCAAUCUAGCUUUGUCCAAACCACCAAUAACAAUGAGUGUUUACUAUUCCAUCUGGACCAUACUGUAUGUGAUAGGCAUGAUGUGUAAUAGCAAUGCAAUGACAUUAGAAUACCCUCCUUCAUGUUAAGUGAUGUAAGUGUGCAUGGGAAUUUUUUUGCCACGGGGUAGAUGGUGUGUAAGGUGAGAUAUAUUCUACCACAGAGAUUUUUUUUUUUUUUUUUGCUUUGUUUGUUUUGUUUUUUUGUUUGUUUUUUUGUUUUUUUUAAAUCAUGUCACUUUGUUAACUUGGCUUGGGAAGAUUUUUGUAUGCUUUCUAUGGUGCUUGCAUUCUGUACAGUGGAUGCAUUUUAAUGAAUACAACAGUGACAAACAGUGUUUUGCUACCAUUAGAUGCUGUACUGUACCUCUGUAAAUUAUCACAUGGUAAUUAAAAAAACACAAUGAAUUUUUAAA
Messenger RNA from Lates calcarifer (barramundi perch), 3221 nucleotides. Its product is annotated as periostin. Lineage: Eukaryota; Metazoa; Chordata; Actinopteri; Centropomidae. The transcript is spliced from 23 exons. Gene Ontology annotation, molecular function: cell adhesion molecule binding. Gene Ontology annotation, cellular component: extracellular matrix. The record is from RefSeq and is a predicted model, not a curated record. Bases 112 to 2664 code for a protein of 850 amino acids. Gene Ontology annotation, biological process: extracellular matrix organization; cell adhesion.